UAAGACACGUCCUAUUUAGCCAGGCAGCACAGGUCAAUUUUUCAUUGGAACUUACCUGGCAAAAUGGAUCACCUAAUGGCUUCACACGAGAAAUGAUUUUUGUGAACGAUGUUUUUCCGGGUCCAUCCUUGUAUCUCGACGAGGGAGAUGAUGUGACACGAAAUACACCUUGGAGUGAUGGUGUAUCUGGUCUAUCGCAAUGGGCUAUUCUUCCAGGUGCCAGACAUGUUUACAAGUGGAAAGCUACCCAGUAUGGAACCUAUUGGUACCACUCCCAUGAUAGGUCCAGAAUAAUGGAUGGGCUAUACGGCGCAAUAUUUAUUCGGCCUACAGCAAACCGUGAAUCGCCUUUCUCAAUGAUCUCAAGCGAUCCAGCUGAAAUCGAGGCAAUGAAAACAGCGGCAUCGAACCCACAACUCGUCGUGCUUUCUGAUUGGGAUCAUUUGACCUCGGACGCUUAUAUGCAGGCCAUGAGAGAAUCAGGAUAUGAUAUCUUCUGCUCCGACAGUGUCCUUAUCAAUGGUAGUGGGUCUGUCUACUGCAAGGAUCCGGAGGAGUUGACGGCGCUACAACCACCGCAGAUUAGACAAGUGGUCAAUGAAAGUUUGACUGAUAAAGGAUGCAAUCCAUUCCUGGUCACUCUGCAGGGAGAUUGGAAACACAAUCCUGCAGCACUUCCUGGGGGCCUCAACUCUGGGUGCGUCCCGAGUCAAGGUGAUACAACCAUAUUCCAAGUUGACCGUGACGCAAAAUGGGCAAGUUUCAACUUCAUCAGUGCGGCGAGUAUCAAGGCACUGGCUGUAUCUAUUGAUGAACACCCUCUCUACAUAUACGAGGUGGAUGGUCGUUAUAUUGAGCCUCAAUUGGCCCAUGAGUUCCCGAUAUACAAUGGGGAGCGGUACUCAGCCUUGGUCAGAUUAGAUCAGCGCUUGGCGAAUUACACAAUGCGUGUCGCUGGUAAUGGCAAUCAAGUCAUUUCCGGCUUCGCAACCUUGUCCUAUCAUGGAAGCGAGCAGAAUUCAUACCAGUCAGUUCCUUAUAUUGACUAUGGAGGCAUCAACACGACUGAUUCUGUCAUUGUUCUUAACACCACACAUCUGCCACCAUAUCCCCCAAUACUGCCUGCGGAAGUCGCUGAUGAGUUUCAUCUUCUAACUCUUGGGAGGCUGAACUCAUCCUGGGAAUGGACAUUAGAUGGUACGACCUUCCUUCCGGCUACGCUAUCGGCUAUGAAACCAGCUCUUUAUGAUCCGGGUUCACCUGAUCUGGCACCGUCACUCAAGAUCACCACAAAAAAUGACACCUGGGUCGAUAUCGUCUUCCAGCUGGCGAUACCACCACCAACACUUCUUCAGCCUCCCCACCCAAUCCAUAAACAUUCCAACAAGGCCUUUUUGAUUGGAGCAGAUCACGGCAAGUUUGUGUGGAGCUCCAUUGAAGAUGCUUCGAAGGAAUCGCCUGAAAGCUUUUUGCAGACACCCCUUUAUCGAGACACUUUUGUCACAUCACCUAGUGGCGAGGCAUGGAUCGCGAUCCGUUAUCAUGUGGAGAACCCAGGGGCGUUUCUCUUGCACUGUCACAUGGAGACACACCUCUCAUCAGGCAUGGGUAUGGUGAUAUUAGAUGGGAUUGAUGCUUGGCCAGCAGCUAUUUGA
Penicillium cataractarum is the source of this 1655-nucleotide messenger RNA. RefSeq names its product laccase abr2 (gene abr2). Gene Ontology annotation, molecular function: oxidoreductase activity; copper ion binding. The coding region runs from base 93 to 1655 and encodes 520 amino acids. The record is from RefSeq and is a predicted model, not a curated record. The transcript has 5 exons. Lineage: Eukaryota; Fungi; Ascomycota; Eurotiomycetes; Eurotiales; Aspergillaceae.